UUAACCGAAGGCGGCGGCGUGGGUGGGUGCGCGGUCGAAAUGGAUGGAGUUUUUACGCAGAAUUUGGAUUCAUGGAACGAGUCUGUGCUGAAAGGUCAUAAUUUAACUCCUGCUGGAAGCUCAAAACCUGAAGAAAAUAGUGUAUCAUGUGAACUGGAAUUGCCAGAAUCCCCAACCUCUGAAUCAAGCUGCAAGAAACGCUGCACAGAUGCUUUGCUUCACAGCAGCUUGGAACGAAUGAGAAGGGAGCGCAUUAAGGAUUGUUGUGACCAGUUACGAGUGCUUUUGCCAUAUGUGAAAGGAAGAAGAACUGAUGUGGCCUCUGUACUGGAGAUGACCGUGGAAUAUAUGAGAUACAUUUAUGGUAAAAUACCGAACAACGUUAUGUCACAGAUUGUUGAAGUCUUUCAGACAAAUUCAAGAUAUUGUAAAUAUGCAUGGAAGGCAGAUAAUCACAAGUAUCACCAAAACCAGUUAACACAGAGGAGGAAUGUUUUUACCAGUAAUUCACCUUCAGAAAAAAUAAAACCAAAAAUUCAGUAUACUGCACACCGAUUCACAGGAAAUGAAUAUUUCAACAAUCAUAAAACAGAUGCUGCAAGCAUCAUGAAUGGCACUUCUGUAUAUCCAAGGGCUGCUUUAGAGUCCAAUCAGUAUUACGCUCCUGCCACCAAACAGUUAGUUCCACAACCUCAAACAAGUUUGCCUCCAAAUAUUCCUCCUUCCUCAGUCAUUUCUAUUCCAUAUGAUCAAAAUAUUUGCAUCACUAACCUGGCGAAUAACUCAAUUUUCCUUUCAACUGAUAGCACUAAUGGUUCCGUUCUAAUGUUUACACCUUGGGCCUCUGAUGUACCUAGCCCUGCCAUUGCACCUUCACCUCCACCAUUUUCCAGUGACUAUCUGAGUUCUCUUCCGUCAUUUCAUCCAGGAUAUUCUGUCAACCCUUGCUCUGUAAUUUCUACUUCUGUUACACAAACUGUGAACACAUCUUCUUCCCCAGCAAUGACAUUCAGUAGCAUAGGUUAUGUACCAAUGAAUUACCCAGCAAAGCCACCCACAACUGCGUGCACAACCAAUGGGAAAGAACCCGGAACAGAAGGAAGAGAAAAUGUUCGCAACAUCAUUGAUUAGAUCAGCUCUGCAAGAUUCUUAAACUGGAAUUUCCACCACAGAGAGGCACAUUAAUUUGCUGACAAAAAAACUUUGUAUUGAAUUUUGUGAUGGAUUGAAAUUAAAACCAUUAUUAAAUGCAUCUGGUGAAAUUAUAUUAAUAUGUACUAGUGAAGGGUAAACGAGUAACUUCUCAAGUACUGAAUGUGGUCUUGAGUCCAUGAAAGUAAUUUUAUCUAACCCCACCUAACAAGAAUAUGCCAGUUUCAGGUAAGCCCAUUGUGCAUGUCUUAUUUUGUACUAUAUUGAAUUCACAUAAUAAUCAGGCAACAAUUUGAAACAGCUUUGUUUCUGCUGGAUGAGUUAAAAUAACUGGUCCUUUGAAAGUAUUAAAUUAGCAUAAAAAUACUCUGUCAAAAUAACUGUCAAAACUAAGUUUAAAAAAUUGUGAUUUUUGGAAAAAUGUCAGAAUUGUAAAUGAAUAUUACUACAAAGGAUUUUUUAAGUUUGAUUUGAGAUUGUGAUAUUUCUAAAACACUGGGUUCAGCUUUGCUAAGUUAAUUUCUUCCAAUUGUACUAACAAACAAUACUGUCUAGUAUUGAGAUUGUCAUCACCUAUGUUAUCAGCAUGUCUUCCUGAACUGCUGUUCAAUAAAGUAUUAUAAAAUUGCAUGGCAAAUACAAUGAUAAAGAUGGCCUAACCAGCACUGUAAUGAACUUGCAACACUUAUGUCUUUAUGCUGAAACAAUUAACAUUUUACCAUGGUGUAAUGCGCUAGCAAUUUAAAAAGUGUAAUUCUAACCCUGAUUUUUUUUAUCAAUUCAAAUAUACAGUAUAUAGUUAGCCUUAACGCCACAGUAGCAUUGCGGUUAGCACAAUACUAUUACCGUUUGGGGCAUUGCUGAGUUUGUUAUUCAGUUCCAGCACUGUCUGUGAGAAGUUUGUAUGUUCUCCCCGUAAACCGCAUGGAUUGCCUCUGGCUGCUGUUUCCUCCCACAGUCCAGAGAUGUACCAGCUAGUAGGUUUGUUCGUCUUUGUAAAUAGUCCUGUGAUUAGGCUAGGGUUAUGUAUCCCAAGAACAAGUAAACCUUUUAAUUGGAAAAUGUUUCCUUGGGCUUCGUUCCUUCGACUGAACUACAUAAAAAGAACAGGAUUUUCAAAAGUUUCUCAAGGUUAUUCACACCGUAUUUCAAAGCUGAUAUGUCAAGAAGAGCUGUGUGAAGUUGAAAAGCAAACUAAUAGCUUUGUAUUGUUUAAGGUAUUAUUUUCCCUCAUUUUCUCCCCGUGUUCUCAAAGUUUUGGAUUUUUGCCAGGUCAGUGGAUAUUAGUAAUUAGAUUAUGAGGACACUCAGUCCU
Mobula hypostoma (lesser devil ray) is the source of this 2467-nucleotide messenger RNA. RefSeq lists its product as uncharacterized. Gene Ontology annotation, biological process: regulation of DNA-templated transcription; spermatogenesis. Gene Ontology annotation, molecular function: protein dimerization activity; DNA-binding transcription factor activity, RNA polymerase II-specific; RNA polymerase II cis-regulatory region sequence-specific DNA binding. Bases 40 to 1131 code for a protein of 363 amino acids. NCBI's taxonomy places the organism in Eukaryota, Metazoa, Chordata, Chondrichthyes, Myliobatiformes, Myliobatidae. Gene Ontology annotation, cellular component: nucleus. The record is from RefSeq and is a predicted model, not a curated record. The transcript has 8 exons.